CAAUGACAAUAAAAUGAACACCUCUCUAUCUUCUACUUAAAAAUAAUGAAAUUUAAGGUAACGUUAGGUAUACAGUACUGAUCCCCGACCCCCCCAAAACACCACACACACACAGAGGCUCGAGGGUCGUGUGUUGAGCCUCAUAAGCCUGUGGCAGCGCUGGAGCAGAGCGGAAACCCCUCCCGAGUCCCAACUCAACUCCUCCAACCCCAGUCAAAGAAAAGAGGAAUACCGAGGAAUCAGGAAACACGGACAAAUACCACAAUACACUUUACAGAAAAGGCCAGGCAGCAUUAGCAGGGCAGCGCUAGCAGCGGCUAACGUCCCACCAGCACAGGAAAGCCAAUGAACAUGUUCACAGUAACAAUGCAGACCUGAGCAGCACACUCCAUUGAACGAGAGAGAGUGCGCGUGCCUUGCAAGCAAGAUGGGGUUCGGCCAGGACCUACGCAACUCCCACGAGGGUCUGGUGAAGCUGCAGGACUGGGAGCUGAAGCUGCUGGAGACGGUGAAGCGCUUCAUGACCCUGCGGGUGAAGAGCGAUAAGGAAUAUGCAUCGCUCCUGCUCAACAUCAGUCAGCAGGUGGACAAGCAUGACAACUCCUCUCAGAUCCACUACAUCAGUACAGUCUCCAAGUCGUGGACUCACAUGGUUCAGCAGACGGAGCAGUUGAGCAAGAUUAUGAAGUGCCACGCUGAGGAGCUCAACUCAGGGCCUCUCCACCGCCUCACAAUGAUGAUCAAAGACAAGCAGCAGGUGAAGAAGAGUUACCAAAGCCUCCACCAGCAGAUCGAGUCUGAGAUGCACAAGGUAACUAAAAGCGAUCUUGAGAAGUUGAAAUGCACCUACAGGCAGUUAACUAAGGAUGCUGUGUUAGCAAGAGACAAAUACAAGGAGGCUGUUGUAAAAGGCAAAGAGACUGAAAAAGCCCGUGAGCGUUACGACAAAGCCACCAUGAAGCUGCAUAACCUGCACAACCAGUAUGUGCUAGCGGUGAAAAGUGCACGGCUGCAUCAGGAGCACUAUCAUGAGACCGCACUGCCUCUGCUGCUGGACUCCCUGCAGAAGAUGCAGGAGGAGAUGAUCAGUGCACUUAAGGGGAUUCUGGAGGAGUACAGUGAAAUCACCAGCCUGUUAACAGAUGAAAUAGUGAAGGUCCACAAAGAAAUACACACUUCCAUCGACCAAAUCGAUCCACUGUCAGAGUAUGACAACUUCAUCGAAGUUCAUAAAUCACCAGAAGCCAAAGAAGCAAAUGUAGAAUUUGAUGCAACGCUAUUAGAAGAAACGGAGAAUCUUCAAGCAAAUGAGAUUCUGUGGAAUAAUUUGACAGCAGACAGUUUACAAGCAAUGCUGAAGUCCACCUCAGAGGAGCUGCUCCUAACCCAGCAGAGUCUGCGCAGCAAAGAGGAUCUCAUGCUGGACCUGGAGAACAAACUAGAGGAAUCUACCAAAACCUAUGAGCAGAAAUCAGAUGUGGUGUUGUUACUCAGUCAGAAGCAGUCUCUGGAGGAGUUGAGACAGACGGUCCAGCUGCUGCGCUGUUCAGAGGCCAAACUAAUGGCACAGAGAGAACUACUAGAACAGAAGAUGCAAGAAAAUGAGGGCAAAGAACCACCGCCUGUCGUCAAUUAUGAAGAGGAUGCCCGCUCAGUCAACUCAAUGGAUAAAAGCAAAGACAAGGUAUCGAAGUUUGACACCCUCAGACACUCCAUCGCUGGAAUCAUCCGCUCGCCCAAGUCUGUACUGGGCUCUUCAUCAUUUUUUGAUGUGAUACCCACUAGUGAAAAACCGCUGGGCGAGCAAGAGUGGUAUCAUGGUGCCAUUCCCAGGACAGAGGCCCAGGAGCUGCUGAAGCAGCAGGGAGACUUCCUGGUGCGCGAGAGCCACGGCAAACCUGGAGAAUAUGUGCUGUCUGUGUUCUCAGAUGGCCAGCGCAGACAUUUCAUCAUUCAGUUUGCUGAAAAUCAGUACAGAUUUGAAGGCACUGGCUUCCCCACCAUCCCACAGCUCAUAGAGCAUCAUUACACAACUAAGCAAGUCAUCACCAAGAAAUCUGGGGUCGUGCUCCUGAACCCUGUCAUAAAGGAUAAGAAAUGGAUUCUCAAUCAUGAGGACGUCAUUCUUGGAGAACUCCUUGGGAAAGGAAAUUUUGGUGAGGUUUUUAGAGGAACGCUGCGAGAUAAAACCCUGGUGGCCGUGAAAACUUGUAAGGAAGAUCUACCACAAGACCUCAAGAUAAAGUUCCUCUCAGAAGCCAGGAUCCUGAAGCAGUAUGAUCACCCCAACAUUGUGAAGUUAAUAGGCGUCUGUACCCAACGGCAGCCCAUUUACAUAGUAAUGGAGCUCGUACCAGGCGGGGACUUUUUAUCAUUCUUAAGAAAGAAAAAAGAGGACCUCAAGACAAAGCAACUGGUAAAGUUUGCAUUAGACGCUGCUGCCGGAAUGGCAUACCUGGAGCUAAAGAACUGUAUACACAGAGAUCUGGCUGCUCGCAACUGCCUUGUGGGAGAGAACAAUGUGCUGAAGAUCAGUGAUUUUGGGAUGUCCCGCCAGGAGGACAAUGGCAUCUACUCCUCAUCAGGACUGAAACAGAUCCCAAUCAAGUGGACUGCACCGGAAGCACUGAACUAUGGGAGAUACAGCUCAGAGAGUGAUGUGUGGAGUUAUGGGAUCCUCCUGUGGGAAACCUUCAGUCUAGGAGUGUGUCCUUACCCAUGCAUGACCAACCAGCAGGCACGAGAACAGGUCGAAAAAGGUUGCAGAAUGUCCUGCCCGCAGAAGUGUCCAGAUGAGGUGUACAGGAUCAUGCAGAGAUGUUGGGAGUACAAGCCUGAGAAUCGACCCAAAUUUGUCGACAUUCAGAAAGAACUGGCCUCUGUCAAGAAAAAAUAGCCUUUAAUGAGGAAAUGGCUGGAAGGCCAAACUCAUACUUCACAUCCAGGUGAUCCCUAAUCUGCAGAGAGAAACGCAAUGAAUGUUUCGCCCUCGAAAUGACAUGCUAUUAUUGUACUAAAGAGUACUCCGUCACAUUAUCACUGUGUGAACUGCCUAUGCACCAGCUGUUUUGAGCCAUUAGCAUGGAGAGAGGUCUCAGCUUUGCUCUGAUGUCAAAAUUAUGCAGAUUUCCCCCCACAAGGGGGGUUGUUCACCCAAAAAUGAAAUUCUGUCAUCAUUUGCUCACCCUUAUGUAGUUCCAAAACGGCAGAACGUUUCGUUCUUCUCUGAAAUAUUUUGAUUUUGAAAAGUGUUUUUGGUCCAAUCAUUGAGGGUUAGUUGGGUCCAAUGUGUUUUAUACUCGAUUCACUUUCAUUAUAUAGACAAAACAUUCUUCAAAAUGUGUCCUCCAGAGGAAAGAAAAAGUCAUGCUGGUUUGGAAGGACGUGGGUGAAUAAAUGAUGACAAACUAUCCCUUUACAAUAUGGAAAUUAAUGUGUGAAGAUGGACUGUUUUUGUCCACCCAAUAACAAUAUUGCGCAUUCUUUUUUUUUUAAGUCCUAAAACCUAAUGGUUUGGGGAGUUUUACAGUCAAGCCAUUUUAUGCCAUUUUUAUGUUACUGGAGUAAUAGGACCUUUUGUGUGGGGAAAAAAAAGACAUGUUUGUCAGUCACAAAAUAACACGUCACAUCCUUAAGACGUUCAUUGAGUGACGUUCCAGCGUUUCAGCACUCAAGCAAUGAGACCAAAUGCAUAGAUUUACCUAAGUGCAAUUUAGAACAACAAAAAUAGUACAGUAUACUACAGUCAGGUGGCCUUGAUGUAAAAUCCAGCGAUUCUGCCAGGCUGCUUGCAUGGACGCAUCAAUCUAGUUUGCAGAUUUCUUCCAAGUCUCCAAAUACUUCAACCUCACACCUCUUCAUGGUUUAUGCCAUUUGAUGUUUAAAGUGAUAGUUCAGAAUAAAAAUUAAAAAAAAGUCAACUGUUAUAAUUUGCUCACCCCCAUGCCUUUCCGAUUGCUUUAUGAUUUGAGUUUCUUCAGUAGAACACAAAAGAAGAAAUUUACUAUAAUGUUCAUGCUGCUCUUUUCCAUACCGGAGCCCUUGCGCUUCAAAAAGCACCAGAAAAUAUCAUAAAAGUGGUCUAUAGGUCAAAUCUGCUAAGGACAUAAGUUGUCGUUCACUGAAAAUCUUUCGCUCCACUGUAGCUCUCAGUUCUCGUUUGUGGUUUGUACAUAUUUAGAUACAUAAUUCGAAGGUGCGACAACACUUUUAAUGAUGCCGAAAACCCAUUCAUUGUCACAAGUAAAUAUGAUGCAUCAAAUUAAAAUGUGGAAGAUUUUCGGUGAAUAACUUAAAUGUAAUUUCUUUCUGUCACACAGAGCGACACAUGUCAUGUCAAAGAGACUGCUUUUCUGAUACUUUUUGUAGCUUGACUAGUAACUUUCAAUGUAUGUAAAAGAGCAGAUUGCCUUCAAAACAUCAGUUAGAAACAAAGAAAAUCAUACUAAUUUUGACAGUUGAAAAUGAGUAGUUAAUCUCUUUACAUUUACAAUGUUGCCAUGUAGCAUAUUAGACGUCACCAAAAGCUCUGUCCAAAACUGACUGUGUUUUGUUAUGUUGGGGGAUCUCUGUUUUUUUUUUUCUUCUUUUAACCAGCAACCAAAGCCAGUCAAAAGCAUGUUUAUUUGGAUCUAUGCCAUUGUCUUGGAUUGUGAUGAUGUUCUUGUGGUUUGUGCUAUUUUACGAUCAGGUUUUCUCAAGCAAACAACCCUCGAGUCCUAAUAGAUGCAUUUACCUACAGAAGCAUUACAGGUUUGGUUAGAAAAUGAUGUGUUUUGUAUUAAGAAUUUCCCAGGUUGUUUCCUGCCAUUUUUGUCAAGUGCCAUUUUCUUUCCAUGCUUAUGUACCCGAGCUCCACAGUAGCAACAUCUUGUUCCCGAGUCACAUACAUUUGUCAUUCCAUUUCCACAAAAAUGGAAUAGUGGUUUCUUCAAGGUUUACUCUAUCAAAGCAUUCCUUUUGUAUUUUGUAAAUACUACUUUGUAGAUUCAGUAAUGUAAUUUUUUAGGUGUUUGGUUUUUUCACUGCAAAACUAAUAGUAGAAUGUGGAUGUCUGUCAGGAAUAUGCAUCAACUUUCAGCUAUAAUAGUAACGAUGAA
Messenger RNA from Sinocyclocheilus grahami, 5099 nucleotides. Its product is annotated as tyrosine-protein kinase Fer-like. NCBI's taxonomy places the organism in Eukaryota, Metazoa, Chordata, Actinopteri, Cypriniformes, Cyprinidae. Gene Ontology annotation, biological process: peptidyl-tyrosine phosphorylation. The transcript is spliced from 20 exons. Gene Ontology annotation, molecular function: non-membrane spanning protein tyrosine kinase activity; ATP binding. The record is from RefSeq and is a predicted model, not a curated record. The coding region runs from base 428 to 2896 and encodes 822 amino acids.